UGUUGUCAGUCAGUCAAAAUGGAGCUUUAUCUGGAUCUUCGCUCUCAGCCCUGCCGCUCCGUCUUCAUGUUUGCCAGGGUCAAUGCCAUUCCCUUUGAAUUCAAGCUGGUGGACCUGGCAAAAGGGGAGCAGUACAGCGAGGAGUUCAGUAAGAUCAGCCCCGUAAGAAAAGUUCCAGUAAUGAAGGAUGGGGACUUUGUUCUGACAGAAAGUGUGGCCAUCCUUCAGUACCUGGCUGAGAAGCAUGCAUCCCGUCUCCCUGACCACUGGUACCCGGCUGACCUACGGCAGCGCGCGCGAGUCAAUGAGUAUCUAUCCUGGCAGCAGAUGAACCUGCGAGCCCAUGGGUCAAAGGUCUUCCUGCUCAAGAACAUGUACCCGGUGGUAAUGGGACAGGAAGUCCCUGGGGACAAGAUGUCAUCGGCCGUUGGAGAGCUGACCCAGUCUGUGGACACCUUGGAGAAGCAUUUCCUCGGUGAACGUUUGUUCCUGUGUGGCCCCUCAAUCUCUCUGGCUGACCUGGUGGCCGUGGCUGAGAUCAUGCAGCCGGUGAGCAGCGGCGUGGACGUGUUUUCGGGGCGUCCCAAGCUGUCAGCGUGGCGCGACCGCGUGAAAGAGGUGGUUGGCGCUGCGCUGUUUGACGAGGCCAACGCAGCUAUCAUGAUCCCUGGCGGUACGGCGCAGGCGCUUCGCGAAGUAGCACUGCCGGAUUCCUUGAAGGACAGAUACAAGAAACUGUUCAUGUGA
Nerophis lumbriciformis (worm pipefish) is the source of this 747-nucleotide messenger RNA. Lineage: Eukaryota; Metazoa; Chordata; Actinopteri; Syngnathiformes; Syngnathidae. The record is from RefSeq and is a predicted model, not a curated record.